Messenger RNA from Pyrenophora tritici-repentis Pt-1C-BFP, 3303 nucleotides. RefSeq names its product 1-phosphatidylinositol-4,5-bisphosphate phosphodiesterase 1. The record is from RefSeq and is a predicted model, not a curated record. Gene Ontology annotation, molecular function: phosphatidylinositol-4,5-bisphosphate phospholipase C activity. NCBI's taxonomy places the organism in Eukaryota, Fungi, Ascomycota, Dothideomycetes, Pleosporales, Pleosporaceae. Gene Ontology annotation, biological process: phosphatidylinositol-mediated signaling; lipid metabolic process; release of sequestered calcium ion into cytosol.
AUGCCUUCACCUUCGCCCUCCUUCCACCGCGCCAUCACCAUCCCAGCCCGUGCCAGUCCGGCUCUGACUGCUUCCUACUACAAUGGCUCCCUCCAAUCCACCCCCGAAGGCAUCGUCCCCGUCUCAUCCUCGUUGCCUGCCAUUCCCUCCUACACCCUUCCCGAGUCGCUACUACCGCCCCCCGUCGCCUCACCAGCUCCCACCUCGUCGCCUUCGGCCAUGGCCGAAGCUCUCGGAAAGGGCCCUGGCCUGAUUCGACGAGUGAGCCGUGGCGCACAAGGUAUCCCCAACCGCUUCCGUCGCGGCAACGCAAACACACAGCGCGACAAGAGCUCUGGUCCCGUCAUUAUGCGCCGUCGCAGCGACAGCAGGACUGCCGCCGACGCCGAAGCCCCCCUCUCCGACUUUGACGCCUUUGAGGAGGAAGAGGCCAUUGAAGAUCCCUUUGAGCCCUGCCUUGGCCUUGGCAUCUCCAACUCGACCCCCAGCAUCAGCUCAAUCCCAGACGCCGCCGUCGUCGCCCCCGUACGCAACGCCCGCCUGGAACAAGGAACCGUCCUAAGGAAGAUUACCAAGAAAGAGAAGAAGGAAAUCAACCUACGCCUUGACCUUGAAUCCGCAAAGGUCUUCUGGGACCCCUCAAGACCCUCCAAGGCCUUUUACAUUGAUGAUGUAAAGGAGAUCCGCUCAGGUCCAGAGGCCAAGCACUACCGCGAGGAGUGUGGUCUCUCGGAGAACUGGGCGCCCUACUGGUUUACCAUCGUCUACACCGAUACCACACGCUCUAAAGGCCGCAUAAGGACUAUGCACUUGAUUGCACCUGACGUCGGCAUCUUCAACAUGUGGACCCAGACGCUCGAGUCAGUAUCACGCAACCGCAUUGACCUCAUGGCCGGCCUCCUUGGCUUUGCUGACAAGAGCGCUAAGCUCGUCUGGCAACGUGCCAUGAAGAAGCGAGGCGAGAGUGAAGAAUCUCUCGACUUCCCUAGCACUGUUGAGUUGUGCCGCAGCUUGCACAUCAACUGCACCGAAGCGACACUCCGCGCCUAUUUCCAAAAGGCCGAUACUCUGGACGCCGGAAAACUUAACCAAUCCCAGUUUCUGUCCUUUGUCCGACGCCUAAAGGAGCGCAAGGAUAUCAAGAUGAUCUACAAGUCUUACACCUCAGGAUCCAAGAUUGAAAUGGACAAGGUCACCUUCUUCUCCUUCCUGCAGAAAGAGCAAGGCAUCGAUGUCAACACAGAUCUCGACUACUGGACGGCCACCUUUGAAAAGUUUGCCCGCGCUACAAGGCCAAGGGCGACUGCCACGCCAACCGAAGGCGGUGAAGUCCCACUACCAUUGUCGAUGAACUUCCCUGGCUUCCAGACAUACCUCACAUCUGCUGCCAACCACCCCCUCAGGUCGGUCGGUAAGAAGCAAGAGCUGAACCGACCCUUGAACGAGUACUACAUCUCCAGCUCUCACAACACAUACCUUCUUGGUCGACAAGUCGCAGGCGAGUCAAGCACUGAGGCCUACAUUACCGCGCUUCAGAAGGGUUGCCGGUGCCUCGAGAUUGACUGCUGGGACGGCGCUGACAACAUCCCCGUUGUGAUGCACGGCCGCACCUUGACCAAGAGCAUCCUGUUCCAGGACACCAUCAAGGUCAUCAACAAAUACGCCUUUACAGAGUCGCCCUACCCGGUCAUUCUUUCGCUUGAAGUGCACUGCUCCGCGAUCCAGCAAUCCGCCAUGGCCAAGAUCAUGAUCCAAGAAUUCGGCGACAAGCUGGUUCUUCAGCCAUUGGACUUUGAGUCACAGUCGCUUCCUAGCCCCGAGGAACUGAAGCAUCGAAUUCUGAUCAAAGUCAAGGCCGCAGCUGGUGAAGACUUUGAUACCAGGGCUCUCGUGGGCGAAAUCACGUCCCGAAGACAGCGCAGCUACAGCUCUCCCUGGUCCCGACCAGUGCAUCUGAACGACAACCUUAUUCCGAACUCGCCUCUUCUUUCCAGUCCCUCUUCGUUUAGCCCGCCAGAGCGAGCCGCUACGUUUUGGGCGACACCGCGAACUUCAAACAACACGCUGCCCACUUCGGCCGUUGUUAGCUCAGCUGAAGACAGCGACAGCCCAAAUGUGACUACCGCUGAAACCACCGAGCUUGCAGAUGACCGACGCAAGCCGAAGAAGAACAAGACUAGUAACAUUACAAGGGAGCUUGGCAAUCUCGGUGUAUACACUAAAGGAGUCAAGUUCACCGACUUCGCUAGUGCAAGUGCAAACACUUACAACCACGUCUUCUCGAUCAACGAGCGAGCUUUCGAUAAGCUUACCAAGCCUGGAGCUCGCGAAAAGCACCUGCUUGAGGAACACAACAUGCGGUGCCUCAUGCGUGUAUACCCUCACGCUUUCCGCAUCAACUCGUCAAACUUUGAUCCUCUCAAGUGCUGGCGUCGCGGUGUUCAGAUGGCUGCUCUGAACUGGCAAACGUACGAUCUUGGCCAACAGCUAAACGAAGCCAUGUUUGCGAGUGGUGACGACCGCACGGGCUACGUCCUCAAGCCUGCCGCGCUCCGUCUGGAGUCACCCAACAUCGACCACAAGAAGGCACCCAAGAAGGAAGUCAAGUUCACUGUGCAGAUCAUCUCCGCUCAACAGCUACCGCGCCCCCGCGGUCUAGGCCAGGAAGCUAACAUCAACCCGUAUGUCGAGUUUGAGAUGUACUGUGCAGAAGACAUGGGUGCGAAUGCCACUGGUGUUGGUGGACAGGAUGCGUCAGCUCGCAACGGCCAUUCCGGGAUCGGCAACCCUCUGCGCAAGCGUACUCGCAUCGUCGAGGGCAAUGGGUACAACCCCGAGUUUGGUAACGAAAUUGAUAUGACAGUCACGACAAGGUAUCCCAGUCUUGUCUUCGUCCGCUGGACUGUCUGGAACUCGCUCGAUGCACGCACAACCAACCAUGCCCCUCUUGCUACCUUUACCGCCAAGCUCAACAGCAUCCAACAGGGUUACCGCCAUCUCCCGCUCUACGACAGCAAUGGCGAGCAAUACCUGUUCUCCACCCUGUUCUGCAAAAUCAAGAAGCAAGACAUUGUCGAUGCACCCGAACCUUCAGGCAUCGCUUCCUGCGGAUCGUCCAUUGAGCCAGCCAGCCCGCUUCAAGAGCCUACAAGCGCUAAAUCGAGCCGCAACUUUGUCAGGCGCUUGAUUAGCCGUGCGCCCAGUGAGCGCAGAAGACGCAAAGAUGAGCAGCAGCGCACCGGAAGCGAGUCGCGCGAAUCCGACUUUGACACAAUUAGCCGCUCGAGUACCUUUGAGCGAUAG